Messenger RNA from Sphenostylis stenocarpa, 2418 nucleotides. The record is from the annotation of a GenBank genome assembly. NCBI's taxonomy places the organism in Eukaryota, Viridiplantae, Streptophyta, Magnoliopsida, Fabales, Fabaceae.
AUGGAGAAAAUUUCAAUUUUGUUGUCGUUGUUAAUGCUGGGUCUGGCCAUUUGCACUGUGGAGAAGGUGAAAGCAGCUCAAAAAGCUCCUUGGAGGAUUCAGACCCUCUUCUCUGUGGAGUGUCAGAACUACUUUGACUGGCAAACGGUUGGACUAAUGCACAGUUUUAGAAAGGCGAAGCAACCGGGACACAUUACGCGUCUUCUCAGUUGUACUGAGGAGCAGAAGAAAACUUACAGAGGGAUGCAUUUGGCUCCCACUUUUGAGGUGCCCUCAAUGAGCAAACACCCUAGAACUGGCGACUGGUACCCUGCAAUAAACAAACCUGCUGGGGUUUUACAUUGGCUCAAACAUAGUAAAGAUGCAGAAAAUAUUGACUGGGUUAUCAUACUUGAUGCGGACAUGAUAAUCCGCGGGCGAAUUGUACCUUGGAAACUUGGUGCAGAGAAAGGAAGACCUGUUGCAGCAUACUAUGGGUACUUAAGAGGUUGUGACAAUAUAUUGGCUCAACUGCACACAAAACACCCAGAACUUUGUGACAAAGUUGGUGGACUUUUGGCAAUGCAUAUAGAUGACCUGCGAUCUUUAGCACCUAUGUGGCUUUCAAAAACAGAAGAAGUACGCCAAGAUAGGGCUCACUGGGGAGUAAACAUAACUGGUGACAUAUAUGAAAAAGGAUGGAUUAGUGAGAUGUAUGGAUACUCUUUUGGUGCAGCAGAAGUUGGACUUAGACACAAGAUCAAUGAUAACUUGAUGAUCUACCCAGGUUAUGCUCCCCGGGAGGGAGUUGAGCCAAUUCUUCUUCAUUAUGGGCUGCCAUUUAGGGUAGGAAAUUGGUCAUUCAGUAAGGCUGACCAUGAUGAGGAUGAAAUUGUUUAUAACUGUGGCCGGCUCUUUCCUCAACCUCCUUAUCCCAGGGAGGUAAUGCAGUUGGAAAUAGAUCCUAAUCUACGGCGAGGACUAUUUUUAAGUAUUGAGUGCGUAAACAUUCUAAAUGAAGCUCUUCUGUUGCAUCAUGCAGCUAACGGCUGCCCUAAACCAGUGUGGUCUAAAUAUGUGAACUUUUUAAAAAGCAGAGCCUUCGCUGAACUAACUAAACCAAAAAUAGUAACUCCUGCUACUCUACAAGUGAUGGAGGAUACAGUACAAAAACAUAUCGAUCAUGAUGCUACCAGGCCAUAUCCUAAAAUCCAUACUGUUUUUUCUACUGAAUGCACCCCAUACUUUGACUGGCAGACUGUAGGACUUAUGUACAGUUUCCGUUUAAGUGGACAGCCAGGAAAUAUCACUAGACUUCUCAGCUGUUCUGAUGCAGACUUAAAGCUAUAUAAAGGCCACAACUUGGCUCCCACCCAUUAUGUCCCUUCUAUGAGUCAACAUCCAUUAACAGGCGAUUGGUAUCCAGCAAUUAACAAACCAGCUGCAGUUCUGCACUGGCUCAAUCAUGCAAAUAUUGAUGCUGAAUUCGUAGUGAUUCUAGACGCUGAUAUGAUAAUGAGAGGCCCAAUUACCCCAUGGGAAUUCAAAGCUGCACGCGGAAAACCUGUUUCCACUCCCUAUGACUACCUUAUUGGCUGUGACAACGAGCUUGCAAAAUUGCAUACAAGCCAUCCUGAGGCUUGUGACAAAGUUGGUGGUGUAAUCAUCAUGCAUAUGGAUGAUUUGAGGAAAUUUGCUUUACUAUGGUUGCAUAAAACUGAGGAAGUUCGGGCUGAUAGAGUUCAUUAUGCCAGAAAUAUAACAGGAGACAUAUAUGAAUCUGGUUGGAUUAGCGAGAUGUAUGGUUACUCAUUCGGUGCAGCAGAGUUGAAAUUGAGGCAUACUAUAAACAGAGAGAUUAUGAUAUACCCAGGAUAUAUUCCUGAACCAGGAAUCAAAUAUAGAGUUUUUCACUAUGGAUUAGAAUUCAAAGUUGGGAAUUGGAGUUUUGACAAGGCAGAGUGGCGAGAAGUUGACAUGGUUAACAGAUGCUGGGCCAAGUUUCCAGAACCACCAGACCCAUCAACACUUGAUCACAAUGAUGAGGACAAUUUACAGCGAGAUUCUCUCAGUAUAGAAUGUGUGAAGACUCUAAAUGAAGCAUUGCAUCUGCAUCAUGAAAGAAUGAACUGCCCCAAAGAUGGUUCCAUAUCCAAAUUAAACGCCACGGAGGAAAGCGAAAUCUCUAGGAAAUUGGGCAAUUUCAGUAAAAAUUUUGACUCAAAGGAAAAUCGUAUGUCAGCAAAUGAUUCUGAGGAAAUGGCUAGUGUUCAAAAAGAUGGGACAGGGAUACCAAGUUCCUUCAGGUUCUUCUGGGUGCUAUUUUUAUGUGCUUUUUCUGUACUUGGUUUCUUGGUCAUAGUUUUUUUGGUUCAUUCUGGUCAUAAAAGAAAAGGAAUGAAAAUGAAACACCAUAGAACUCGGAGAAGAAACUUGUAA